AAACCAGUAUUAAACCCUUCGAGAUCCGCGAGCUGCUGGGUCGUCAGACAUUCCAGCUACCGUGUGGGGGACAAACCAGACGGGAUCCGCCGCUCCAAGCCGCGAAUGAAAGCCGCUCGCUGCGUCGCUCGGCGGUGGAUGGUGGCGGGCUGCUGGCUGGCCGGAGGGAGCAGCGGCGGAGUCCAGGGCUCCAGGUAGCGGCUUCAAGGAGACUGCUGCGAUGCUACGUGGGCAUCUGGAAGAAAAGCGCUUUUCUGCUCCGAGACGGUGUGUGUGUGAGCCGCUGGAAGACCGCCGAGCCGGCUUUAGCUGCUAGGCUGUUUUUUUUAGCCCUUUUAUUUUUUUUAGGUCUUUUUUAGAGAGCCGCUGCCUUGGAACCAGAGCAGCGGGCAUUUUUACGCCGAGCUGGUGAAGUUUCGGGGAAUGGCAGGUCGAAGCCGAAGAGCCUGGUUUAGUGUUCUGCUGGGACUGGUGGUCGGCUUCACGCUGGCUUCCAGGCUCAUCCUCCCCAGGGCGACCGAGCUGAAGGGAGCCGGGCAGAAGCGCAAGAGCCCCGCAGCCUGCGGGCUCAGCGGGGGGCUGAGGAAGGAGCGCGGCGGGGUCCCGUGGGCACCGCAGGCGGACGGCUCCCCCACCACCGACAAGCCCGACUCCGGCUCCAAGAGCUUCCUGUUCGUCGGCGUGAUGACGGCCCAGAAGUACCUGAAGAGCCGGGCCGUGGCGGCACACAGGACAUGGGCUCAGACCAUCCCAGGUAGGGUUGAAUUCUUCUCCAGCGAGGGUUCCGACACCUCCAUCCCCAUCCCGAUCGUGGCCCUGAGGAACGUGGACGAUUCCUACCCACCACAGAAGAAGUCCUUCAUGAUGCUGAAGUACAUGCACGACCAUUACUUGGACAAGUACGAGUGGUUCAUGAGGGCGGACGACGACGUCUACAUCAAGAGCGAGAAGCUGGAGAGCUUCCUGCGAAGCCUCAACAGCAGCGAGGCCCUCUUCCUGGGCCAGACGGGGAUGGGGGCCCGCGAUGAACUCGGGAAGCUGGCCCUAGAACCCGGGGAGAACUUCUGCAUGGGCGGUCCGGGGGUCAUCAUGAGCCGCGAGGUCCUCAGGAGGAUGGUGCCCCACAUCCGGGAAUGUUUGCAGGAGAUGUACACGACCCAUGAGGACGUGGAGGUGGGCCGCUGUGUGAGGAGGUUCGCCAAGGUCCAGUGCGUCUGGUCCUACGAGAUGCAGCAACUCUUCUACGAGAACUACGAGCCAAAUAAGAAGGGCUACAUCCGAGAGCUCCACAACAGCAAGAUCCACCGGGCCAUCACCCUGCACCCCAACAAGAACCCUCCCUACCAGUACCGCCUGCACAGCUACCUGCUCAGCCGCAAGAUCGCAGACCUGCGUCACAGAACCAUUCAGCUGCAUCGGGAGAUCGUCCAGAUGGGGCGCUAUGGAGCAGCCGAGCCCAGCCGAGAGGACCUCCAGCUCGGCAUUCCUCCUUCGUUCAUGCGCUUCCACCCCCAUCAACGAGAGGAAGUUCUGGAGUGGGAGUUUCUGACGGGGAAGUACCUGUUCUCGUCGUCGGACAGCCAGCCGCCCCGCCGGGGGAUGGACUCCUCUCAGAGGCAGGCUCUGGAUGACAUCAUCAUGCAGGUUAUGGAGAUGAUCAAUGCGAACGCCAAGACGCGAGGCCGAGUCAUCGAUUUCAAAGAGAUCCAGUAUGGCUACCGAAGGGUCAACCCGCUGUAUGGGGCGGAGUACGUGCUGGAUCUGCUGUUGCUGUACAAGAAGCACAAGGGGAAGACCAUGACGGUUCCUGUGAGGAGGCACGCGUACCUUCAGCAGACGUUCAGCCAGAUCCAGUUCAGGGAGGAGGAGGAGAUGGACGCCACGGCUCUUGCGAGCCACAUCAACCAGGAGUCCGACUCGCUGUCGUUUCUGUCUAACUCGCUGAAAAUGCUGGUGCCUUUCAAGCUCACUAACUCUGGACAGGACCAGCGGGAGCCCAAGGAAAACAAAGUCAACAUCCUGGUUCCUCUGUCGGGGCGCUACGACAUCUUUGUGCGCUUCAUGGCUAACUUUGAGAAGGUUUGUCUGAUCCCCAACCUGAAUGUGAAACUGCUGGUUCUGCUGUUCAGCACAGACAACAACACCGAGCGGGUCAAGCAGGUGGAGCUGAUGAGGGAGUACCACAUGAAGUACCCCAGGGCGGACCUGGAGAUCAAGCCUGUGGCCGGCUCCUUCUCCAGGGCUCUGGCUUUGGAAGUGGGCUCUCUGCAUUUCUCCAACGAUUCCUUGCUCUUCUACUGUGACGUGGACCUGCUCUUCUCCAGCGACUUCCUAAAGCGAUGUCGGACCAACACCGGCCUGGGGGAGCAGGCCUACUUCCCUAUCAUCUUCAGCCAGUAUGACCCCAAGAUAGUGUACUCUGGGAAGGUCCCGAGCAACAACCACUACGUCUUCACCUCCAAGACGGGCCUGUGGAGGACCUAUGGUUUUGGGAUCGUCUGCGCCUACAAGGGAGACCUGGUCCGAGCCGGGGGCUUUGACACCUCCAUCCAGGGGUGGGGCUUAGAGGACGUUGACCUUUAUAAUAAAUUUGUCCAGUCAGGGAUCAAGCUGUUCAGAAGCACAGACACGGGGAUCGUGCACGUCCACCACCCGGUCCUAUGCGACCCCAACCUGGAGGCCAAGCAGUACAAGAUGUGCCUGGGCUCCAAAGCGUCGUCGUACGGCUCCACCCAGCAGCUCUCUGAGCUCUGGCUGGAGAAGAACGAGCACGGCUACAGGAGGCUGGCCAGCAGCAACGCCUCGGUCAGGACAGCAUGAUGAAGACCAAGUGUCUGUGUUCGCUUCCGCCUCACGGCUCCGUUUUCAUCACUAUUUAUUUUUACUGCAAUGAAAGAUAUCCUGUUGACGCAGUUUGACCGUUUCCCCGUCGGGGCCCAGAAGUAACGUCGGUGGGCGUUAAACAGAACGGGGGGCUCUUCUACACUGUGAAACGUUCCAUCAGUACAGUGGAAACAGGCGAGGACGUUUCUGCGGCCCUCAGGGACGGACACAGUCGUGCUCUUUAAACUUUGUUUGUCUUGUGUGCGAGGACGUCACACAGCAAGUGAGCUUGGAGCAGAAUUCCCCUCCUGAUUAGGAGUGUUUACACAAGGCCGAGCCUGAACACGAUCCCAGAGAAAACUCCGGUCAGAGCUGGAGGAAAAGCAAAGAGCCGUUCAGUCAGACUUCCAUCAUCUACAGUGUCUUUUUACCUGCUUUCCUCUGGUUUCAGUUAGAUGUUGUUACACUGUUUUCCUUUAUAUAUAUAUAUAUAUAUAUAUAUAUAUAUAUAUAUAUAUAUAUAUAUAUUUCAGUUUUUUAACUAUUAUUAUUUUUGUAAACCCUACUGCUGGAUUUGAUAUCUGCAAUUCACUAUUUGUUGUCUAAUUUAUUGAAUUUGCAGGCUCUGUUUUCUACCUUCUGGUUUUUCAGCCACGUAUAUUGAAAGGAUUGUAUAACCUCAUCAGUAGUCGUGGAAUAGCCUUUCAUUUCCUCUUCUCUGCAAACCUAGUUUUAAACUUCUCACCAAAGAGUUCUGCAGUCUGCUUUAGGUGCGUGUGUGUGUGUGUGUGUGUGCGUGUGUGUGUGUGUGUGUGUGUGUGUGUGUGUGUGUUUGGCCAGCGUUCUGCAGGUGCAAACAUAAAGCUGGCUGUAUGAUGGAGUGCAGACAGACGCUCCAUCUGUCCCGGGCCUUUCCAGCAGACUGAAGCGAGGGCCCCUCAGGUCGUCGUACCAGCGUAAUAAAAUGGGAGCAGAGCUCUUGUCGGCCAUCUUAAGUCACACGUUGCUGUUCCCUUUUUUUUAUAAAUGACUUCUUUGUUGAAAUAAAGUGUUGUGGCUCAUUCCUGCCUGUGUGGGCGUGUCUGCAGUUUCUGUUCUGUUGCAAUAUGAAAUAAACGCCUGUGUUUGAUCUUG
This is a messenger RNA of Fundulus heteroclitus (mummichog), 3957 nucleotides long. RefSeq names its product chondroitin sulfate synthase 1 (gene chsy1). Bases 424 to 2820 code for a protein of 798 amino acids. Gene Ontology annotation, cellular component: Golgi cisterna membrane. The record is from RefSeq and is a predicted model, not a curated record. Lineage: Eukaryota; Metazoa; Chordata; Actinopteri; Cyprinodontiformes; Fundulidae. The transcript has 3 exons. Gene Ontology annotation, molecular function: glucuronosyl-N-acetylgalactosaminyl-proteoglycan 4-beta-N-acetylgalactosaminyltransferase activity.